AUGGACUGGUCGUCCACGUCGCUGGGCCCCAUGUCCUCAUGGCCUCAGGAUCUGUUGACACUUAUCUAUAUGACAAUGCUCGCCCCUCAACCACAACUUUUCUUUCUGGGACCCGAGCGCAUCUUCUUGUACAACACCGCCUAUGGUCAUUUACUCCGAGAUCACCACCCUGCAUACUUUGCAAAACCUUUUCAUACGUUGGAACGUCUGCGACCUCAUACGGAAUUAGUCGAUCGCUUGAUGCAACAUGCGACCGCGGCCAAACAAUCUGGCUCGACAAUGGAUAGACUCUUUCACUUCGACAACGGCAAUGACAUUGAGGAAGUGUUUAUGACAGGGAAUAUGGUACAGCUACCGCCCCAGUUGUCCGGGUUCCAUGGAACAACAAAUGACACCACCCUGAGGGUCGUUAGCGAACGUCGAAACCAGUUUCUUGCAACGCUAAAGAGCGCUUGUGAUCGAGUACACGAUCUGCCGGCACUUUUACAGUCUAUUCUUCAAAGCCUUGACUCAUCAGAACUCGAUAUCCCGUUCGCAGUCAUCUAUGAGAUCGAAGACCAACAAAACAACGACGUUGUGUUCAAAAGACCCCGCAGCGACGAAGGCGAUGUCAUUUUGUGCUUGACAGGAAGCGUGGGAGACUUCGACUUUUUGCCGCAACUUCUUGAUCUCAGUGUAAACCAGGAUAUUCUGAUACAGCGCAUGCGCAAAGCGAUCACUUCCCGAGAGCCUGUUCAGAUCAGAGCCACAGAUGAUGCCAUGUUGUCUGAAUUCUGCCGCGCGUCGAAGAACCGCGGCUAUGGAGACACGUGCAGGCAAGCAAUCAUCUUUCCAACAAGCUGUAACUCCUUUCAUGGUGUCAACGCUCUUGUGGUGAUCGGCAUAGCACCUCGCAGACCCUAUGACGAGAUAUACCAAGCAUGGAUCCGAGAGAUGCAGAAACGUAUCGCAGACUACGCUUUCGCAAUAGCGUGCACGGAAGCGAAGGAGGUCGAGAAGCGAAAAACAGCUGAUCGAGCGCGGGAAGAAGCCGAAAUCAACCAGAGAGAGCUCCAACUUCGACAAAGAGAGGCCAUGAUAGUCAAAGAAAAAACAAAAUGUGUCUUGGCAAUGGCAGAGACUAUUGACGUGGGAAUCUUUGACUUCACACCAGCAGGGGAACUCAUGCACGGCAACAAAGCCUAUCACGAACUGACCGGAUACCCCAGAGAUCCAGCUCUGAACGAACGACUCACUUUCCUGGACUACUGCAUGCCAGAAGACGUUGAGUUGGCUGUGGAGAAAUGGAAGUGGCUCCUGUCAGGCAAACAAACGACAUUCGAGAUGCGCUGGAAGAACAACACGCCACAUGGUCAGUGGGUACAAGCCGCUUGCACGCCAGUUUUCGACGAGGCAGGCAACAUCAUCAGCAUCUCCGGCUGUCUGACGGACAUUCAGGCUCAGAAACUAGCCGCCCUGCAUGCCUCACAAAGAACCGAGGCUCUUGAACAAGUAAGAAAGGGUCAAGCAAGGCUGCUUCAAUUUACAGAGAAUACGCCUGCCGGUGUUAUGAUAAGGGAGUAUCCAGAUGAGACUCUGUACGUCAAUAACAGCUGGUUCAAGAUGACUGGUCAUCCGAAAAGNCCCUUUUCAGAGGUGGACGUAGCGUCUGUUUAUUAUUCCGACGAUGUCUGGAUAGCCCGGGCGAGCCUCAGAGAUUGUAUAGAGCAUAACAAAGCCGUUGAGUUCCGAGCUCGACUAAGCAAACUAUGGACCAGCGAUGACGGCUCAUUUCAAGGGCAGGCAUGGGUUUCCGUCAUAUGCUUUCCGGAGUUCAGUGAGGACGGUAAGCUUAUCAGGGCUAUGUCGACUUGGACGGACAUCUCGCAUUCGCAAUUCAACGAGCACCUACAACGCCAAAAAUUACAGGAAGCCAUAGAAGCGAAAAGAAGUGCCGAAGCUUUCAUCGACAUCACCAGCCAUGAGAUACGGAAUCCGCUUGGAGCAACAGUGCAUUGUGCUGAUAUGCUGAGAGAAUCGCUUGUGGAGAUGAGGCAGCUUAUCAAUACGCUCGUGGAGGGCAAUCAGGACAACAAAGCGUGCCAGAGCACAAAAGCACGACUGGAAGAGCAUCUCAAGAGUGACAUCGAGGUAGUUGACACCAUCCUUUCCUGCUCUAUGCAUCAGAAACGCGUAACCGAUGACAUUCUCUCUCUAUCGAAGCUCGAUUCAAACCUUCUUCAGGUAGCCCCAACCACGGUUCGCGCGACAGAAAUGCUGGAUGCUUGUAAAAUCUUCACCGUUGAAGCCGACCGUGUAGGGGUCAAUCUUCAUAUCGAACGGGACAAAUCAUUGAGCGACCUUGGCAUUGAUUGGGUCGUGGCCGACUCAAGCCGCAUAAACCAAGUGCUAGUAAACCUACUAACGAACGCCAUCAAGUUUACAAAGGCUUCCAAGAACGAGCGGUCAGUUGUCGUACGUCUUGGAGCAUCGAGAGAGCGGCCCCAAGAUCUGUCAGUCACUUACGCCACGACGGACAGUCCCGAAGCUCGAGCGCAAACUGAGCUCACGGCUGACGCCACGUUCUACCUUUGGUUCUCAGUCACCGAUAGCGGUUGUGGCAUGAGUGAGGAGGAGCAAAAGCGCAUGUUCAAUCGUUUCUCUCAGGCCUCUCCUCGAACAUACACUCAAUAUGGUGGCUCUGGACUGGGAUUGUUCAUCAGCAAGAGGCUCGUGGAACUCCAAGGUGGACAGAUUGGUCUCGCUUCUCAAGUCGACAUCGGCUCCACAUUCGCUUUCUACGUCCCUGCGAAAGAGGCCAUGGAAAUCCCAGACUCACCAAUGCCUGAUGUACCGGAUUACACAGAUUCCCUGGAUCCUCGUCUAGUGUCUCCAAAGAUCAACGGAGCAAGUGAUGGUCAGCCCCUGCGAUCCUUNUCCAUCCUAGUGGUCGAGGACAAUCUUGUCAAUCAAAAAGUCCUCCAGAAGCAGCUCACUAAACUUGGAUACGAAGUCCAGGUGGCAAAUCACGGACAAGAAGCGCUGGAUUAUCUUGUGACCACAAGCGCCUGGAAACAUGAUAAUCAAGAUCCCCUCAAGGCGUUGCAAAAUGUUGACGUGGUUCUCAUGGACAUCGAGAUGCCUGUUAUGGGUGGGUUGACCUGCUCCAGGCGUAUCCGGGACAUGCAGGCUGCGGGAGACAUCGUCAGCCAUAUACCCAUCAUCGCGGUCUCGGCCAAUGCUCGUGAGGAACAGAUGAAACAAGCCUAUGAUGCGGGAGUGGAUAACUUUAUCGUGAAGCCGUUCCGGAUACCAGAGCUGAUAUCUGUGAUCACUAGAUUGGUCGAUGCUACAUGA
Aureobasidium vineae is the source of this 3336-nucleotide messenger RNA. The record is from the annotation of a GenBank genome assembly. NCBI's taxonomy places the organism in Eukaryota, Fungi, Ascomycota, Dothideomycetes, Dothideales, Saccotheciaceae.